GGUGUCGAAAAAGCCACUUGGACAAGAACGGAAGAGGUCUAUGCUUCGUUGGUGUCCGAAAAGAAACAGUCGAUUCUUGUCAGAUCUAGAUUAAAAAUGAUGAGGAGUUGCCUGCUGUUCGUGGCUACCUCCCUUCUUUACGGGACUUGCACAGGUUUGCCUGUGGAAACGCCUACACCUAAGGUGAUAUUCUGGGUACGAAAGGUUGGUGACAUCAAAAUCCACGAGUCCGUGGUGAUCGACGAGAAAGAGAGGACGAUUCUGAUGAUCUCCUCUGAAGCUUACAAGAACAACCAGAACAACUCACUGGCUCUUCACGAUUAUCAAACGGGCAACGUGGCCUUGCGGGACUUCGAUGCCAACUUAUGUUUUGUGGGAAAAAUCCAGACGCCGGACUUCGAAGAUGUGAAGGUUAUUCUGGAAAACAGGGAGGGAAAGGAGCUCCCCCUUCAAGAUGUAAAAGACGCCCACGUAAACCCAAAAAUCCUGACGUCAUCAGAGCUGGGCCCGAGGUUGAGUCACUUUUGUGAAGGAGUACCAGCGCUUUGGUUCGAUAUCGAACAGAAGCGAAGGCUAAAGAGAAAUAAUUCUGGCGAGCGUUUGGCGUGCAUAGCGUGCACAGCGAACAUGCAGAUCCCCAAUAUUGUCGCCACAUGGAAGUGA
Messenger RNA from Liolophura sinensis, 663 nucleotides. RefSeq lists its product as uncharacterized. NCBI's taxonomy places the organism in Eukaryota, Metazoa, Mollusca, Polyplacophora, Chitonida, Chitonidae. The coding region runs from base 97 to 663 and encodes 188 amino acids. The transcript has 6 exons. The record is from RefSeq and is a predicted model, not a curated record.